Blepharisma stoltei is the source of this 552-nucleotide messenger RNA. The record is from the annotation of a GenBank genome assembly. Lineage: Eukaryota; Ciliophora; Heterotrichea; Heterotrichida; Blepharismidae.
AUGUAUUAUUUAAGAUCGGCAUUACAAUACCUCGGACUCCAAAAUACUUCUGAAAAAGUUUAUAAUGUAGACGAGACGCUAUCAAAGAAAAACGAUGAUUUUAUUGAAAACAAUCACAGAAAACUAAUGUCACUUGCGGAUACAUUGUAUAAUUUUGGGUUAGUAGGAGGUGGAGUUGAAAAAGAAGUAUUUAAACAAAAGUGUAUUGAGCUAGCUUCGCUUUUUAUUUUGUCUUUAAGAUGUUACCCUCAAACAAGAGAAUGCGAUGAAGAAAUGGCUGUUCUUUAUAUGCUAACCUGCCUAAACUACAAUAUUAAAGACCUUUUUGAUGAUGAGUUCAUGAAAAGAUGAUCAGAAUGAAGCUUUGGAGAUUUUGAAAUAAUGUUUUACAGAAAAUCAGCAGUAUAUACAGUUAGUAGACUUAUUAGAGGAGAAACUCCCGUUUUUUUGGAAGCAGAAUUAAAAGAAAGAAAUUCUAUUGAUUUUAAAACUUAUAUAGAUUCUUAUGGCAAUAGAUUCCCCUCUGACAAUAAUUUACUUGAUAUUAAUUAA